UUUAUGUUUACAUCAACCUUGUAUACACUCCGUUUUGCGAAUGUCGAUCGGUUCGCCGAGUUCUUUCAUGCAUUUCUCAUUAAUCAGUGGAGAUCUCAUGCAGAAUUUAUCGCACAGGUAGCCGUGAGACACAAAUGUCAAACAGAUAUAUAAUGAAGUGAGGUUCAUUUUCAUAUUACGUCUUGUGCAGUGUAAAUAAAUUCGUUCGCGCCAAUGGCAUUUUCAUUUCGUGUCGGUACCAAUUGGUGCCACGACUUCCCGAAACUGGCCAGGGAGUCGGGAUUUUACUUCAACAUGCACGGCUCUAGAGUACGAGUGGAUUGGAAUCGCAUAAGUGCCAUAGACAUAGACAGAGUGAUACGCGAGAGAGAUUUCUCGACCAUCGAUGAGAACAUCAACAACACUAGCGCAACUGUCAGUGGAGUAUUUAUUAUAUUGCAAACAGUACUUAGAUCACAGUGUAAUAAUAUUGAAGGAUGAGUUAAGGCUGAAAAUUGAGCAAAAUGUUGCCAUGAAGAAGGAAAUUACUAGCUUAGAGGAGACGAUAAGGAGUAUGAAGGAGAAAUUGAAAGAAAAGUCUAAAUUUAUUGAAACCAGAGUUGGUGAUUCUACUGGAGAGAUUUACAAAUGCCCGCAUUGUCCGAAAACUUUUGUAUCUGCUCUGUUUGUAAAUGCUCAUGUAGCACGUCGACACUCGUACAUAUCAGACAUGCGUAUGUCUACAUCUCCUGUGCACGAACAUUAUCGAGCAGAAACUGAAAAAUUGCACAAUGAGAUAAAGACUUUGAAAGAGAGACUCAAUCAGACCGAGAGAGUGAUAAUGAACGAAUCUGAUAAAUUGCUGGACAAUACGGAGAGAAACUAUGUCAGGAAUAUGAGCAAAAAUGAAUCGAAUGUCGUCACAACUGACAAAGCAGAGCAAAGAAGGUAUCAAGAGGAUAUCAGCAGCUUGAAGAACAUGCUGUUUAAUGAGAUACGUGCAUUAAGAGAGAAAGAGCAGAAUGUGAAUGAGAGUAUCUUGGAAGCAAACGUGAAAACUUUAAUUGGGCAACAAGAAAGGGAAAUUGAAAGUCUGAGAAAUCAGCUUCUCGAAAGAUUGACUCCGGGCAUGGAAAGUAUGCAGGCGAAAUUACAAACGCAAGAAAAUUAUUGGAAGGCCAAGCUGGAAGACAUGGAGGCACAACAUCACAGAGACAUUGAAAGAUUGACCACGGAACUGAAAGUGACUCAACAAGUGGCCGACCGUACGAAGUCCGAGUAUACGUCCAAGGUGCACGAUUUGGAGAAACUAUCGAUGGAUCAGUCGAACAUAUUAGUAGAACAAGGAAAGCAAUUGGAUAACUUAUCACGCGAGAUCAGUAAUUCGCAGAUACAAAACAAUAAUCACAAAACGGGGGAAAAGAUUGAUGCGGUGGAAAAAUUUCACGAGUCGCCUUUAUUGAAAAUGAAACGCGACAGCGUGAAUAGUUACACCGACAAUGACGAGUCUUAUCGUAAGAACUUGAGCAGCACCAGAAAUGGCGAGAUGAUUAUCGAAGAUAUCGGCAGCGAAUCUAGUCGAGAAUACAGCGACAGAUACACAUCUAAUAGGAUGGAUAUCGUGAAAAACAGAGACAGCAGAAGGAUGAUCACCGAUCUCGGCAGAACCGCGGAACACGCAGCCGCCAAGCCAGAUCCGAAAUUUUCGCAAAGAUCAGAGAUCGUCAGAGAGAGAAGAACGAAAGACAAAGCAAAGCAUGACACAUCCAAAGACAUAGAUAAAACGUUAAACCGUUCGAACAGAAGUUUUAGCAUUAAAGAUUUGGAGGACUCUCCUGUAAACGUAACAAAGACAUAUAACACAGAAAGAAAAAGAUUAUUCCAUACGGAUGAGACGAAAAACAACAAGAGAUUCGAACUCUCGGAGAAGCGUAGUGUAAGUUCCAUGACGGAGUCCGAGUCUUCGUUGUCUACGUCGGAAUCAGAAUCAGAGUCCGACAGCGAGAGCGUUACAACAAACGAUGACAUUACGGUAAAGCAAUACGAAAUAAAGUCCGCGGUGAAAUCCCCCGACGCGAGAAGAGAAUCGAUACAGGAGGAUGCGCGCAGCAUGUUCGACAAUCGACUGAGAGAUCUAGGAAUUGAUCCGGAAUGGCAAGGUAUACCCGCGGCAACGUUUAAGCAAAAGAUGGACAUUGUGAGACAUCAAGAGAGUAUUGACGCGAAGAAAUUGGCGCAGUACCAUCGAAUAAAACAGAAACUACUCAAGAAUCUCCUGCAAAGGAUAUCCGCGAGUCGUGAGAAAUCGGAGCAAAUUGCGAACACGAAGAAGUCUCCUUUGCACAAGCUAGUCACUCACGUCAGAUCGAAAGCCGUGAAAGCACCUGGCAGUCAUAUAGACAGCGAUGAAUAUGUAGCUGUUCAGAAAACCGGAAACACGACGCCGUCGAAAUUACGCCUGAAGCAGAAGAUCGAGCUGCUCCCUCGAAAAUAUAAAGACGAGGAGACAUUCGAGGAUACGCGUCGAUCUUCGCUGAUAAGAAACAGGCCGGAUGUUUACACUAGUCCGAAAGUAUUAUCGGCGCAGCCGAGAUUAAUUACUGAUAAGAAUGCGAAUCGGAAUAUCUCUUCCGCAAGUUCCGCUGAAAGCUCGCCGAAGACUGUCAAACAGAUCUCGUCCACAAGGAUAACGGUGCAGGAUAGUAGCGCGCGUAAAGCAGACUCUCCAAUCGGCAGGAAGCAGCUGAUAGCAUCGAAGCUUCCUGAAAACAAUGACUCGGACAGCACGGUCGCGCAGCGAGAAGAUUCGAUCGUAUCACCGAAGAAUAAUAAAAGCGUCCUGAAACCAACCACUAGUGGUUCGGUCGGCAAUUUGAUCAAGAAGAAAGUCAUCUUCGACUUAGAAGAUAGAAAAAAUGAAGCGAUAGCACCGGAAAACGACCCGAAUGCAAGGAGCCAAGUGAAUAACAGCGACUGGAACAUCUCAAGUUCUCUCGAGACGAGAGACUAUCCAUUGCAGAAAGAGAAGUCCAUGAGCACAGGUAAUAUCCUUCUAAAAACCUCGCAAAGUGACAAAAUCGCGGAGAUCUCGAAGAAGAUACAGGAACAGUUGAACAUAGUGAGGAAGCCUCCUGUGGGAUCGGUUGAAACGAUCUUCCGGGCGAACAUGAAUUUGCAGGAUCUGGCGGGUUACAGCGCGGGGAAUAGGUUGUUAAAUGCAACUAGUCUUCCGGACACGAUUUCGGAGAGCCCCAUACGGAGCUUUGCGAGUCCCAAAGCAAAAAGUAGCAUGCUAUUUCCGCAACCUGCUCCGCGAACUUUGAAGGAUAAAGAUCUCACUGUAGCUGAACGUGAGAAUCAGUUGUCUCCGUUGAAGUACUCCGAUUUAGAUUCGGAUAUUGAUGAGAUAUUGCAGAUGGAUUGAGAAAAUUGUAUGAUAUUAGUCAUACAUGAAAUCACCAUUUGUUUUAAUUGUAUAUUCUGCAUUUUGUUUCAUCCUUUCUCUCAAGACUCAAAUGCAUAUAUAAAUGUAAGUGCAGCAGUUUUAAAAGAAAGUGCAAUCGAAUCAAAUGAUUCGUUAUACUUCCUGUUUCUGGUUGCUUUUCCUGUACUACAAUUAUUUUACUUUUCUUCUUUCUUCAAAGUAGUGUCAAACAUAUACCUGAUAAUUUUAUUCAAAGUACAUAAUCAUUUUGUUCUUUUCCCUUUUUUGCUUGAGACCCGAAUGUAUAUAUAAUUAUAAGUGCAGAAAGUGUAAGAGAGAGAGUGAGGUGCAAUCGAAUCGAAUGAACUAUCUUGUCAUCUUAGCUUCUCUUCCUGUACUCACAAUGUUUUACUUCCUUUCUUUCUUUCAAGAAGUGUCAAACAUUAUAUCUAAUCUAAUUUUGUUUAAAGUAUACAAAAUGUAACAUAACGUAGUUAAUGAAAACGAACAUUAUUAGAGUUAGAAUAGAGACUAUUUUGAUCCACGUAGUUGGAUCAUCGUUGCGCCGCUCCGGUGCGUUCAUUUUAGAUGCUUAUAUGCUGAAAGUAUCACUUUGUCUUACCUUGGCAUGUAAUGUGCAUAAAGAUAAAAUGAUGCUAUCAGCACGAAGGCAUCCAAAGCGAACGCAAAUACUAUAGUAUAGAGAGAUGGAGGCAGAAAAAUUAUGUUGCGUAUGUACUAUAAUUUUUACAUUACGUGACUAUACAGUGAUAUGUAUGUAUAAAUAAACACACAGUAAACAUUUGUAA
Odontomachus brunneus is the source of this 4212-nucleotide messenger RNA. RefSeq names its product zinc finger protein Dzip1 (gene DZIP1). NCBI's taxonomy places the organism in Eukaryota, Metazoa, Arthropoda, Insecta, Hymenoptera, Formicidae. Gene Ontology annotation, cellular component: ciliary basal body; cytoplasm. Gene Ontology annotation, biological process: cilium assembly. The record is from RefSeq and is a predicted model, not a curated record. The transcript is spliced from 9 exons. The coding region runs from base 386 to 3403 and encodes 1005 amino acids.